AUGGGAGAAACCAUCACAGACAUUGCAAAGGAAUUUGCCCUUGGAUUUGAUGAGCUACCGACCACUGAAGAAAUAGUAAGCUACCUUUGCCACUUGCUCUCCAUGAAUAUUUACUUAAUAAGCAUGCCACUAAAACAGGUCCAGGAAAUAUCCAAUUGCCCAGGGCCCUCAUACGCUCGUGACUAUACAGCAACCUGCCCAGAGUCAUGGAUUCUUCAAGCUAACGGCACUUGCUGGGGGCGCGGGUAUCGGGGCCCUUGCGAAUCAAUGCAUUACUUCGGGGCUUUCGACCAGGCGCGGAAAGAAAAGUUUGUACGUUAA
Molecule: messenger RNA, 321 nt
Organism: Cyclospora cayetanensis
Lineage: Eukaryota; Apicomplexa; Conoidasida; Eucoccidiorida; Eimeriidae
Exons: 4
Coding region: 1-321 (106 amino acids)
Source: RefSeq, a predicted model, not a curated record